CGCUGUAGGGGGGGAGGGCGGUGACCGCGGCGCAUACCACUUCGCGGCGGGGGGGAAAGCGGAUGCGGGCGGCGCGGCGGGCGCUGUGCACGGGCUGCGAGCGGCGCAGGAUGAAGGUGCUGGUAGCGGCGGCGGCGCUAGGCGCCGCGCUCCUGCUCCUGCUGCCCGCCGCCUCGCGGGCAGACGAGCGCAAGAAAGGGGCCCAAGGUCACGCCAAGGUGUUCUUCGACUUGCGGAUCGGCGAGGAGGAUGUGGGCCGCGUCGUCAUUGGGCUCUUCGGCAAGACGGUGCCCAAAACAGUGGAGAACUUCAUGAUGUUGGCCACCGGCGAGAAAGGAUUCGGCUUCAAGGGCAGCAAGUUCCACCGUGUGAUCAAGGACUUCAUGAUCCAGGGAGGAGACUUCACCCGCGGAGAUGGCACUGGAGGAAAAAGUAUCUACGGGGACCGCUUCCCUGAUGAGAACUUCAAGCUGAAGCAUUACGGCCCCGGCUGGGUGAGCAUGGCCAACGCUGGCAAGGACACCAAUGGCUCCCAGUUCUUCAUCACCACGGUGAAGACGCCAUGGCUGGACGGCAAGCAUGUGGUCUUCGGCAAGGUGUUGGAGGGCAUGGACGUGGUGACAAAGGUGGAGAGCACUAAGACAGACAGCCGGGACAAGCCCCUGAAGGAUGUUGUCAUCGCCGACUGCGGCACCAUCGAGGUGGAGAAGCCGUUUGCCAUCGCCAAGGAGUGAUGGGCCCUCCUGGCUCUGCCACACGGUGUGUGGCCCUGCGCUCUGCAAGGGGCUCAUCUGCCAAGGGCUGUGGACCAGGGGCUGCCCAGCUCCCCCUCCACACAUUCCCUGUGGGCCAGGGGUGGGUGAGCAGCAGCAGAGCCUUUCUUCCCCUGCUGCCUUCCCCCAGGCAGGAUGGGGUGCCAGCUGCUCUUCCCAUCGCUUUUGUAAGAACAACACAAACCAAUAAAUGUGACCAAUGUGUUUUUUAAAGAA
This is a messenger RNA of Cuculus canorus (common cuckoo), 989 nucleotides long. It is a transcript of the gene PPIB, whose product is annotated as peptidylprolyl isomerase B. The record is from RefSeq and is a predicted model, not a curated record. Gene Ontology annotation, cellular component: intracellular membrane-bounded organelle. Bases 63 to 734 code for a protein of 223 amino acids. Lineage: Eukaryota; Metazoa; Chordata; Aves; Cuculiformes; Cuculidae. The transcript is spliced from 5 exons. Gene Ontology annotation, molecular function: peptidyl-prolyl cis-trans isomerase activity. Gene Ontology annotation, biological process: protein folding; protein peptidyl-prolyl isomerization.